Molecule: messenger RNA, 696 nt
Organism: Fusarium sp. VM40
Lineage: Eukaryota; Fungi; Ascomycota; Sordariomycetes; Hypocreales; Nectriaceae
Source: the annotation of a GenBank genome assembly
AUGUCUGAUAACGGCGCAUCUCGUCCAUCUCCAUCUACAUCUGACCCACACCCACAUCAUACCCUCCAACGCUCCACUCAGUCAGCUUCAGCGCCGCCUGGAGAUCCGUUCGAGCUACCAAAAGGACAAUGUCGCUAUAUCCUCACAAUACCAGAGUUAAAAGGCCAUCGAUGCGGCUGCAUGGGCUUUCAUCAUAACACAUCGCUACCAGGAGCAACGUGCUACUGCGGUCACUUCUCCUGCUUCCACUCGUCGACUUCCUCCCAAAGAACAAGUGAAGAUCUUCAGGGUCUCAAGAAACGGGUGAGAGAAUUAGAGAUCAUGCUGCAGCAAAAGGGCAGUUACCAGCUCGAGAACCUGGUGGCCCGGAUAGGUGACCUAGAGGAGAUGGUGGAGAGCAAUCAAGAGGAAUCAGCGACACAGCUGAAAGCAUCGUACCAAAACAGUUCGGCAGCCUGGGAAAUUGUGGAAUCACUGCAAGAGCGGAUCAAGAGCCUAGAAAACUAUUGCCAGAUCUACUGCGAGCAGAUGACGGCGACGAGGAAGAACAUCAGGGAAUUACAUAAUCGGCAGCUGGAGUUGAUGGAUGGGGAGGAGAGUUUGGAGGAGAGGAUCAAAGUGUUGGAAGAUCCUGUCGGUAUCCUGCCGAUAUUCCAGAGUGCAAAUAUGGGGUCGAUGGCUAUGGAUAUGAGGUAG